Messenger RNA from Triplophysa dalaica, 924 nucleotides. RefSeq names its product testis expressed 36 (gene tex36). The record is from RefSeq and is a predicted model, not a curated record. The coding region runs from base 140 to 721 and encodes 193 amino acids. The transcript has 4 exons. NCBI's taxonomy places the organism in Eukaryota, Metazoa, Chordata, Actinopteri, Cypriniformes, Nemacheilidae.
CAUGGUUACAAAAGCAAUGCCAUUCGCUUUCUGUCACCUGAGUUCACCUGCAGGGAGUCAUGGCGGCUCAUGUGGGACGCUUAGGAAUUCAAUUUUAAGUUAUUUGCUUGUUUUAAACAUUUAAUUUCAUUUUGUUACAAUGAGUCAAGGAGGCAAGAGAUACUUUAACAAAUACAAGAACAGUGGAAACUGGUUUAUGCAUAUAGGUACACCCCAGACAGAACAAACACGAGAACUGUGUACCAGCACAGGUUCAAUGCUGGCACAUGGAGUCCCUCAACCCCUGAUACAAGGAGACGAGAGAUACCCCAAAAUAUUCAUUAAUCUGGAAAAGAAAACAAUGGGCAGAGACUUUGCAUUCUCAGUGCAUGAUAAUCGUGCAGCUCUGCAGGACGCUAUUGACGUGUAUGAUGUUCAGGGCUUCGGGCGUAAGAAAUGUCUUGAUGAGCGACGGCAGCAUAACUCUCAUUUCUGCCUGUGUUAUCAUGACACCCCGCUCGGGUCAGAAAAGCAGGACCACUCUGCCUAUCAGGCUGACUUCCUGCCCAAACAGGAAACAGAGGCCACAGAAGCCACAAUUACAAGACGCUUCCCCAGAAACCACUCAGCGAGGUCUCAAAUAAACGCUCAAGCUCAGGCUGGAGAGUGCUUCAUGUGGUUUGGGAAACAUAACUCUAAAGAGACCAUUUCACUAAGUGUACUAGCCACCAGCAACCAUUAAUUCCAUAAAUAAGUCAUCUGUGUUAACUAUUUUAACCACCUGUUUGUCAUACAACCUUCAAUUAAUGUUUAUGACACUAAAUAUGGUGAAAUAUGGGAAUUCUUGUUGUUUGGUGUGUCAUUACUUAUUUGUCACCAGCAGGUGGCAGACUAUUUGAAAUGGCAGUUUCAUUCUAUAUAAAAUAAAUGAUAUUAGUAGCACAA